AUGUGCCUCACACAUGAAUUCCAUCAGACGUUUUUUAAAAAUCCAGUUUGUCUUUCUGUUUUCCUCCCAUUAGAUAGCCUUUUAAUCGAAUUUUCAUCCAUUAGUCACUCUUUCCUUUCUUUCAUUUCGUUAAAACUAUCUUCCGUUCUCACAUAUCAUUCUUUCCUUCCAUUUUUCAUCCAUCUUUGUCUUCUUUCCACCUGUUUUCUUAUCUUCAUUUACCUCCAGUAUUUUCUACAUUUCCUUCUUUCCGUUCUAUUUUCAUUUAUUUAUACUCUUCCAAUUUUUGUACAUUCUUUUAAUUCCCUCUUACUUUUAUUCGCUUUACCUUUUCUUCAUUCUUUUUCUUUUAUUUUUUCUAUUAUCAUUCCUUUUCUUUCACUUUUCUUUUUUCAUUCCUUUUUCAUUUUCUUUCAUUUUUCAUUCCUUUUUCAUUUUCUUUCAUUUUUCAUUCCUUUUUUUUUCAUUUUCAUUCCUUUUUUCAUUUUCUUUUCAUUUUUCAUUUUUUUUCAUUUUUUCAUUCCAUUUUCAUUUUUUUUCAUUUUCAUUUUUUUUCAUUUUCAUUCCUUUUUCAUUUUCUUUCAUUUUUCAUUCCAUUUUCAUUUUCUUUCAUUUUCUUUCAUUUUUCAUUUCAUUUUCAUUUUCUUUCAUUUUUCAUUCCUUUUUCAUUUUCUUUCAUUUUUCAUUCCAUUUUCAUUUUCUUUCAUUUUUCAUUCCAUUUUCAUUUUCUUUCAUUCCUUUUUCAUUUUCUUUCAUUUUUCAUUCCAUUUUCAUUUUCUUUCAUUCCUUUUUCAUUUUCUUUCAUUUUUCAUUCCAUUUUCAUUUUCUUUCAUUCCUUUUUCAUUUUCUUUCAUUUUUCAUUCCAUUUUCAUUUUCUUUCAUUUUUCAUUUUCUUUCAUUUUUCAUUCCUUUUUCAUUUUCUUUCAUUUUUCAUUCCUUUUUCAUUUUCUUUCAUUUUUCAUUUUCUUUCAUUUUUCAUUCCUUUUUCAUUCCUUUCAUUUUUCAUUCCUUUUCUUUCAUUUCUUUUUCCUUUCCUUUUCAUUCCUUUUCUUUCAUCCUUUUUUCCUUCUAUUCAUUAUUCAUUGUCUUCUUUUAACAUUACAAUUUUCUUUCCUUCCUUAG
This is a messenger RNA of Acanthosepion pharaonis, 1122 nucleotides long. The record is from the annotation of a GenBank genome assembly. Lineage: Eukaryota; Metazoa; Mollusca; Cephalopoda; Sepiida; Sepiidae.